GUGGAAACUGCUGAGAAUGUCGCUAUCACUUAAGAGCAUUGAGAAUCCAGCUUUCCAAAAAUUGGCGGCUGCAUUUGCAAGCUUUCAAUUACCAUUGGAAACUACUGUCGACUGGAUCGAUAUUCUCAAUAAGGACACGAAGACUCGCUGCAUAAAAUCUCACCUUCCUGUAGAACUAUUACCGCGACAAAUCUGGACCAAAAAACCAAAGGUAGUCUAUGUUGCGAGAAAUCCGAAGGAUGUGGUGCUUUCUUAUUUUCACCAUCAUAGAAGCUGGACAGUUUAUUCAGGCUCAUUUGAAACAUUUGCUGAUGCAUUCUUAGACGAUGUUGCAUUGUAUGGCCCAUAUUGGAAACAUGUUUUGGACUUCUGGAAUCUGAAGGAGCCAUACGUGCUAUUUAAUACUUAUGAAGAAAUGAAAGCUGACUUAGCCGGAGUCAUACGUAAGACUGCCAAAUUUCUCGGCAAGACUUUGACGGAAGCACAGAUAUCAGAAUUGGAAGAGCACCUAAGUUUCAAGAAGAUGAAAGAAAAUUCU
Messenger RNA from Gryllus bimaculatus (two-spotted cricket), 538 nucleotides. NCBI's taxonomy places the organism in Eukaryota, Metazoa, Arthropoda, Insecta, Orthoptera, Gryllidae. The record is from the annotation of a GenBank genome assembly.